GUAAAAACCACUUCUCCAAUUUCAUUACUCAGAAUUCAAAAACACCACCUGAGAGCCUUUUGCCUCACUAAUUAAUCUCACUAUGGAGAAAGAAAACUUUCAGCCAUUAGCCACAGAGAGUUUUUCCUACAGCUGGUUGACACACAAAAAUCCAGCAUCAUCCUUAGAUACUUUCCUCGGUUCGAAAUUCGCCAGCACUAAUUCCGAAAAACAAAUAAGUUUCGACUUCGAUUUUUCGAUAACCACAUCAUCAUCUCCCACCAGUUGUCUUAUUCACGCGGACGAACUCUUUUCCGACGGGCAAAUCAAGCCUGUAUACAUGGAGAAAUCACAACCGGAGGCCCAAAAAACGUCAAAUAUUAUUUCGACCCCUCCAACUCCUCUUUAUUCUCCAAUUUCCCCAUUUGUGACCGAAAACAAUCGCCACACGCUCGGAAAAUGGAGAAAAUCAUCACAAAAGAUUUUGCAAAAGUGUAUUGGAUUUGUGAGGCCACUAUGCAAGAUGUCGUCGAGAAAGAGCAAUCGAGUGGACGAUCUCGACAGAAAGGUAUCAGAAGUUAAGAGUUGGAAUAACUCAUGUGAGGCUUCCCCAAGGCCAAGCUCUGCUUACUCUGUUUUCGAAUGGGCCGAUGUCGAAAAAAUCGAGAAAAAAAUCGACUUUUUUCACCGGUUGAAAAAGGCAAAGAGCGGGAAAAUCUCCCCACGAGCUUCGCCUAAUAUAAGCCCGUCUCGUUCAAGUAAUGUUUGGUUCGAUGCCGAUAACUCGAUUAAUGAAGCUAUUCUCUACUGCAAAAGAUCAAUAGCUAUAAAAUUUCUCCCGAUUGCAUAA
Molecule: messenger RNA, 829 nt
Organism: Striga asiatica
Lineage: Eukaryota; Viridiplantae; Streptophyta; Magnoliopsida; Lamiales; Orobanchaceae
Source: the annotation of a GenBank genome assembly